This is a messenger RNA of Galendromus occidentalis (western predatory mite), 1659 nucleotides long. Its product is annotated as fumarate hydratase, mitochondrial. NCBI's taxonomy places the organism in Eukaryota, Metazoa, Arthropoda, Arachnida, Mesostigmata, Phytoseiidae. The record is from RefSeq and is a predicted model, not a curated record. Gene Ontology annotation, biological process: malate metabolic process; fumarate metabolic process; tricarboxylic acid cycle. The coding region runs from base 34 to 1515 and encodes 493 amino acids. Gene Ontology annotation, cellular component: mitochondrion. The transcript has 3 exons. Gene Ontology annotation, molecular function: fumarate hydratase activity.
GGUCGUCCCGGUUGUGUUCUAUCGCCAGUCAAAAUGCUGCGCUCCCUCGCAAGUCGUUCCAUCCGCUCGGUUGGAGCCACGAUUACUCUUCGUGCGCCUCAAACGUUGAGAAUGAUGUCUGGCCAGGUGCGAAUCGAAUCGGAUACUUUCGGUGAGCUCAAGGUGCCAGUCGAGAAGUAUUAUGGCGCUCAGACCGCGCGCUCUAUGAUGAACUUCGACAUUGGAGGCGAACGGGAGCGAAUGCCGGAGGCUGUAAUCAAGGCGUUCGCCACGUUAAAGAAAGCGGCGGCCAUUGUCAACAAAGAAUACGGUCUGGAGCCGAAACUCGCCGAUGCAAUCUCGAAAGCAGCUGAUGACGUCAUCGGCGGUACGAUCGGACUCGAUCACUUCCCGCUGGUCAUUUGGCAGACUGGAUCCGGGACGCAAUCAAACAUGAACAUGAACGAGGUUUUGGCGAAUCGGGCGAUCGAAUCGCUCGGAGGGGAACUCGGUUCUAAGAAACCCGUGCAUCCCAACGAUCACGUCAACAAGUCCCAAUCGUCGAACGACACCUAUCCGACGGCAAUGCAUAUUGCCGUGGCGGUCGAAAUCCACCAGCGCCUCCUGCCGUCGCUCGAGAAGCUCCUCGCUGCCCUGCGAGAGAAGGAGAACGAGUUCGCGACCAUCAUCAAGAUCGGGAGGACUCAUACUCAGGACGCCGUACCCCUCACCUUAGGUCAAGAAUUCGGAGGAUACGCGACUCAAAUCGAGUUCGGCAUCCAGAGGGUGAAGGCGACUCUCCCCAGACUUUACUACCUCGCCGCGGGGGGCACCGCAGUCGGCACGGGUCUGAACACUCGCAUCGGAUUCGCGGAGAAAGUGGCGGAAACCGUCUCGAAACUCACGGAUCUUCCUUUCCGGACGGCACCGAAUAAGUUCGAAGCGCUAGCUUCCAACGACGCGAUGGCCGAAGUCCACGGGUCCUUGAAUGUCAUCGCCUGUUCCCUAAUGAAAAUUGCCAACGAUAUUCGUUUCCUGGGCUCGGGUCCCCGCUGUGGCUUCGGUGAACUCUCACUGCCCGAAAACGAGCCCGGCUCGUCGAUCAUGCCCGGAAAAGUCAACCCCACUCAAUGCGAAGCCGUGACCAUGGUCGCCGCGCAAGUCAUGGGCAACAACACCGCCGUGUCGGUCGGUUGUUCGAAUGGGCAUUUCGAACUGAAUGUUUUCAAACCAAUGAUCGUCGCCAACGUUCUGCGGUCCAUCCGCUUGAUUGCGGAUUCGUCGCGGAGCUUCACCGACAAUUGCGUCGUCGGCAUCAAGCCCAACAAGGAACGUAUCUCGAAACUGCUCAACGAGUCCCUCAUGCUGGUGACGGCUCUCAAUCCUCACAUCGGAUACGACAAAGCGGCCCAGAUCGCUAAGCUGGCGCACAAGGAAGGCAGCACGUUGAAGGCAACCGCUGUCAAGCUGGGACACUUGACUCCCGAACAGUUCGAUGAGAUGGUCGUCCCCCACGACAUGCUUGGCCCGAAGUAAAGAGUGUAUCCGUCAGAAUUUAGGCGUGAACUCAGGAACAUUUGGAUGCUUGGAUGAGUGGGUAUUCUUGCGAGAUCGGAGAUUCCUGCCCUUCGGUUCCGGGUCGCUCGGUUCGAGGUAACCGGAGAACUUUGUUCCCUGAAU